AUGGAGCCGCGCGUGGGCACCACGCACCAGGUAGGAAUCAGAAACGCCGCAAUCGAGAGGAAGUGCUCCAACGGCCACGGCGGCUUGAACUUAUCGCUGAUCCCACACAUCGCCCCGUUCAAAACGACGCCGUCGAACCUCCUCUCCGGCAGAAUCCCCUCGCGCCGAAGCGUGAUUAGCAGCGCAAUCGCCCCGCCCAGCGACUCCGAGUACAGGAACGCCGGCAGAUCCGCCGCGUACCUCGCCCGGAAGCUAUUGAAGAAGGAGAUGCAGUCGUCGACGACGAGACUGAUGUCCGUGGGCGACGAGCCCCUCCGAGUAGCCGUGGCCCAUAUGGUCGAUGGCGCAGACCGCGAAGCCGUGCUUAGCCACGAGCACGGCUGUGAGCUGGACGAACCAGCUGGACUCGCCGGUGAAGCCGUGGACCACGCAGACGAUGCCCCUGAGGGGCGCGGACUGGUCCCGCGGGGACCACCACUGGGUGAAGAGCUUGAGGCUUUGUUUGCCGCUGCUGGUGAUGUAGUCGGAUCCGUGGUUCACGGCGUGGUGGGCGUAGAAUUCAUCCGGAGUGAGGGAGCCGAAGAGGCUCGAGUCGCUGGCCUCUGCAAUGGGGUGCUUGUACUUGGACAUGGCGUUUUGUUUGGUUUGGCUUUGGUUGUGCGGAUAUUUUGUGCCUUAUUGACAAUGUUCAAGAUUUUGAACUAUGCUGCUACAGCCUACACGGGUGAUCAACGGUUUGACUAG
This is a messenger RNA of Striga asiatica, 744 nucleotides long. Lineage: Eukaryota; Viridiplantae; Streptophyta; Magnoliopsida; Lamiales; Orobanchaceae. The record is from the annotation of a GenBank genome assembly.